Molecule: messenger RNA, 1133 nt
Organism: Aedes aegypti (yellow fever mosquito)
Lineage: Eukaryota; Metazoa; Arthropoda; Insecta; Diptera; Culicidae
Exons: 4
Coding region: 254-853 (199 amino acids)
Source: RefSeq, a predicted model, not a curated record
CUUUAGGAUCAGCUAGUGAAGCAGUUAUAUCGGUUAUAAAAACGAUACCGCAAUUCAAAUUAUGACGCGUGAUAAAUCGUGAUAGCAAUUGGUUGUGAACGUUGAUGUUUCGUUUUAUUUUUGUGUUAUUUAAGUUGUGGAUUUUAAUAGAGUAUUGAGGUGAUUAAAUUGUGAUCAUACACGAAGAAGUGCUUCAAAUUUGGAUUCAACAACCAUCAUAAAAUCCACAACACAUAAAGGAUCUUGAUGAAAAAUGGAGAAAAUAUUUAACUUCAUUAUUGUCACAGUCUUAGCCAUAACUUUCACCUAUGUUUGUGGAAACAAUGAUGAAACCCCGCUCAAAGAGAUGAUUGGAUUUCCUUUAUGGAGGCCACUGACUACAUGGCGCCGACAACUGUAUCCUCCAGCCGAUAGCUAUCAACACAAUACUGAAGAUGAAAUCGACGAUUAUCCCAGUGCACUGGCCGGCGACACCGAUUUUACAGCACAGAACUUUCAUACCAUCGAUUUUAAGCUCAAACGCACUCGUCCACGGCAUCCGAUUUGCGAAUCGCUUAUUAAUGUGGUAUACGUAGGAAACAACUCUGAUGGAUAUCAAUAUCGUCCUGACCAUUACAUUACCGAAUCAUGCCUGAACUCUUACAACACCUACCAAAAUAGGUGCUCAGAGACGGGAUUGUCGUGUACCCAGAUUAAGCAGAAAAUGUUCAUCACUAGGCGGAAAGCAGGCGAUGAUGCCAAAGCGAUAAACUGCUGGGAACACGUUAGAAUGGAAGAGUACGAUGCCGGUUGCGAAUGCAUGUAUCCAAAGGAACACAUUGUGGAUAAACAUUCCCAGCGCAAUGGAAAAUAAAAGUAGAUCAACAAUCUCUACCUGUUUCUCAACACCGAAUCUGAUGUUUGUAUUGUAGAAUCGAAGUGAUAGGCCUACUUGAAUUUAUUUGGAAUGAACAAUAUUCAUCUAACGGAGCUGGAAGAACCGAUUUAAAGUUAAGGAUAAAACAUGAUUCAUGUAUAAAAUGAGCCCUUUUAGGUAUUUAUAAUAUUUAUUAUUAUUGCCGUAGAAUAGAAAAAAAUGACUGGUGAUUAGAAUAUUCAUUACUUGUACAUUAAAACAGGAAUGUUGCUCAGUA